AUGCUAAAAUACGACCUGUUUUUCACCGCUGCAUGUAUUUGCUACAAUGGCAUGUUCCGAUCACAGUUCAUUGUUUUUCGUUCCUUCGUACCCUUUGAGAUGAAGGAGAACUUUUUAUUUCAGGGCCAGUAUAACCAGACGUAUGUCACGCGUCUUGUGAAAAUGCGACCGCUCAUAAACCUCAGCGCGUGCAAAAACGCUACAAUACUGCCUAAUUUGUCGGAGAGCAGUAAUGCGAAUGGACCUGUCGCUUUUGUUGCCCUUUUGUACGUUGAUGGCACGAACAAAGAAACUAUUUUUGACGAAACGGGCCUCAUAAACAAGGAAAGAGUUGUAAAACCGUAUGAAAAUCUCACGUACUAUGUUGAAGACGAGAGCUGUCGAGUCGAAGUAAUAUUUGAGCCCGAAGGCCUAUUCGUCACCGGACAGGUGCUCGGUUUUCUCGCUGAAAAGAAUACACACAGCUUAACCAUCAAGGAUGUAAUUUAUCCCGAACAGUUAGAACAGACAGGUCAGCCCGAACAUGAUGUUAUUUGCUUUAUUGCCGACCUAAAAAUACGGAAUAGCAUGGGCGAGCUGAAUGUUGUCAUCGAUUACAUAAGUAACAGCAAAAGAGUCACCGAUCUGGUGAUCAUUGGUGAUUUGUUUGACGAGGUUACCAAGGAGAACGCUGAUCUUCUUACCCAAUUUAUAGAAAAUUUUGGAGCGGACACUUUUAUAAUACCAAAUACAAACGACCCAACGAAUAAGUUGCUACCUCAGCAGCCGAUAAGCAAUCGCCUGAUCGAUUACAACUGCCUUUUUCUUCCGAGCCCAGCACAAUUCGAAACGGGGACUAAAAUGCUUUUUAUACCACCCGUUGCUGUCAAUGAUAUAAAAUUAUACGGAGAAACAUCAGCUAUCAAGAUAAUGAAGAUGCUUGUGAGAACAAGACAUAUAUGUCCGACAGCACCUGAUACAGUCGGAUGCAUACCGUACAAAGACGAGGACCCGUUUAUUUUGAACGAGAUGCCCGACUAUGUUUUUACACUUGGUGAUAAAUUUGAAAAGGAGAUAGGCAAGAUCACCUAUUUCGUGCUGCCCAGCUUUUCAAAAACAAAGAAAGUCAUCAUUUUAACGUUAGAUAAGUGCAAUUUUGAAACAAUCGCUCUAGAGUAUUAA
Molecule: messenger RNA, 1161 nt
Organism: Vavraia culicis subsp. floridensis
Lineage: Eukaryota; Fungi; Microsporidia; Pleistophoridae
Exons: 1
Coding region: 1-1161 (386 amino acids)
Biological process (GO): DNA strand elongation involved in DNA replication; DNA replication
Cellular component (GO): delta DNA polymerase complex
Molecular function (GO): DNA binding
Source: RefSeq, a predicted model, not a curated record